Molecule: messenger RNA, 2842 nt
Organism: Tachysurus fulvidraco (yellow catfish)
Lineage: Eukaryota; Metazoa; Chordata; Actinopteri; Siluriformes; Bagridae
Product: microsomal triglyceride transfer protein-like
Exons: 18
Coding region: 94-2724 (876 amino acids)
Biological process (GO): lipoprotein metabolic process; lipid transport
Cellular component (GO): endoplasmic reticulum; basolateral plasma membrane; Golgi apparatus
Molecular function (GO): lipid binding
Source: RefSeq, a predicted model, not a curated record
CUUUCAUUGGUAAAACAGUUUUGUUGACACUGGUCUUUGUCAGACUGACCGAGUAAUCCUGCCAGAAUACUCUUUCUGCUCCAGUCCAGAAAGAUGAAGUCAUUCAUUAAUGCCUUUAUCUGCCUUUAUCUCAUUGGAAUCAGGGACACUGUGAUGGUUCCGCUCAAUACAGGCCUCAGCUUCGAUUCGGGGGUUCUGUAUGAGUACGAGUACAGCACGUCUGUUGUGGUGGCUCCCAUAUCUGUGGAUUUUAGAGACGUUACUGAAUUCACUAUACUAGCAGUCAUACACAUCCAUUCAUUAUGGAGGAACGGCCAGCAAGAGCAGCUUCUGCACUUACAGAUUCAAGAUAUAAAACUUAUUCCUAAUUCAAGUGACUCUACCAGCAAACCAUUGGUCUUUGGUGACAUGGAGAGUGACACUGAACAUUUUAAGGAACCGUUUCUUGUUCAUAUUCACUCAGGAAAGAUUAAAGGAAUCUUUGAAGUUCCUUCUGACAACACGGUCAGUUUGAAUUUCAAGAAAGGAUUGGCGUUGUUGCUCCAAAUUCAAGCUCAGUCUGGAAUCAUUUUGGAAGAUGACAUUACAGGACAAUGUCAGGUCUCCUACCACAUGACAGGGAAUGAAAUCAUCAAAGUCAAACAUCAUGAAAACUGUGAAAAGGGAAUGUCUGAUGAUAUGAUGUUUGCUAAUCAGUUCUUUAGGGUGAGUUCAGGUGGGAGAUCUGAAACAGUUUACACCAUGGAUGCUAACCACAUAAAAUCGGUCGAUUCAGAGGAAUUACGAUCACUGUUUUUAGAUGAACAUCCUACAGUCGGAAUCCACAUUUCUUCAAGGCAGUUUUUGCAGCUUUUAUCAACACAGUCUGGUCCCAGUGAGGCACAGGGAGAGCUGCUGGACAUGCUCAGCUCUCUCAGAGCAGGCCAUGUGAAUCAUACUGUUCAUGCAAGCAUAGCAGUCAGACAACCUGCCACUAACAGAGAAACAGUCCAUAAAAUCUUAGAUCGUUUGAAAGCUAAAGGACUGCACACUCAGUCACCGACAGUGGACAUUUUUCUCCAGCUGUCUGAAUCCAUGAGAAAUCUGGAAAUGGAUGAAAUUCUAAAUAUUUUUAAAAAGGCUCCAGCCAACAUUGUUCCUAGUCUGAUAGACACGGCAGCAGCAGCCUCUACACCUGCUUCUCUGGAGGCUCUUGUCUCUUUUCUCAACAUCACAAAUCCAAAGACAUCACCGCUGCUGGAGAAAUUCCUCUACGCCUGUGCAUUCUCUUCUCAGCCAUCCACUCACUUAAUUAAUAUCAUCACUCGCAUCCUUACACAAACAUCUGCACAGUGGGAGACACACGAAAUGGCUCUCAUUGUUCUUGGGACGGUAAUAAGGAAAAUGUGUUCUGUAAACAUGUGCCACCUUCAGGAAGUUGAUCAAGCUAAGAGAUUUAUUGUGAGUGGACUGAGUGCAUCCAGUGAAGAAAGAAAAAUAAAAUCAUACCUGCUAGCUCUAAAAGGUGCUCGUCUUCCAGAGACAGUGCCUGUCCUUCUCCAGUAUAUUGAUCGCUCCAAAUCUCUGUCAAGCAUUGUAUUCUCAGCAUUGCAGGGCUUUCCACCUCAAUAUAUCACAAAAGAGGUUAAAGAGUAUGCCAGAGACAUUUUUACCCAAAGAAAGAAGCCAUUUCCUGCUUCUGUACGUCUGGAUGCUGCCCAGCUCUUGCUUAUGUAUCAUCCUCUGGAUGUAGAUGUUCGAGAGAUAAUCCUGAAAAUUUCAGAGGAAAAAAACGAGGUCUCCAAGUUCCUUACCACCAAAAUUAUGAGCAUGUUACAUUCAGAUUCUCCUGCCAGAAAUGUCAUCCGUAAUGUAUUAAAAGAUCCAAAGCUAAAUAAUUAUUUCCAUCUUGCACGACUUGGUUGUUCCUCAUCAUUUGCUGGACUAAUGGCAGAGAACAAAGACACGGUUGCAUCAUAUGAUUUUGAAUUUCUCUUCUCUGAGGCUGGAGUUCUAAAGCAAAGCAACAGUCACUUCUAUGCUCAAACCAGAGGGAGAAGGUUACACUUACUACAGGUUUCUCUAGAAACAAGUGGACUUGAUUCUCUAUUUGGGUCUGAAGCAUCUAAAGAAGCAGAAGAGGAAGAGCUGAUGGCAGGAAUGUCAGCCAUGUUUCUGGGUGUACAGAUCCAACCUGUUGUCUUUUUCCAAGGCUAUGCAGACUUAAUGAGCAAAUACUUCUCAGCAGGUGACGGACCAAUGAACAUUAUCUCUGGAAAUAUACUUGUUCUCAAUAACAGACAGAGUCUAAUGCUUCAGUCUGGACUACAAGCUCAGGGGGUUUUUCAUGGAGGUCUUUCUGUUGAUGUUUCAGCUAAUUUGGAAUUCAGCUUAUUUACUCAGGAGUCUAAAAGCUCUGUCAAUAACAAGUUUUCAUUAGUCGUCAGUGCCAAGGCAGAAGUGGACGCUGCACUGAUGAGCACUACGGCUGAGACCGUGGUGAAGAUGGACCCUUCUGUCAGAUUUGUCACCACUGUUAGCUUCUAUAACACACCUGUACAAUACUGUCUGCAGCUUAUCAAAGAGCCUCUGCUUUACAGAGAGAGAGUGUCUACCCAAGUAAACUUUCAAAACAGACGAAAACUUGUUCAGCAAAGCAAACAAAAAUGGAUUUUUUCUGGAGAAGAGGCAGCACUCCACAAGGACAAUUCAAAGAUGUGUAGAAAUUUACUUAACUCUAUAUAAUAAAGAAAAUUGAUUCUAUACCUGCUAAUAAAGAACUUUUUAAAGAACUCAACAGUUACUCAUCUGUUGAGUACGAUAAGUGGCAAGCUCUGAGUGUGUAUAUGACUACAAGAAUGAC